CAUUGCCAAGAUCUGACGCACCGAGCCUCCAUUUUCUCACAACCCAUUGCCUUGCAAACUCGGGUAACAAGGAGAGGACUGGUUCACUCGGGAGAACCUCCACUCCGUAAACCCUAAAGGCUUCGUCCGUGUUAAAAUAACACCAUCACACUAAAGUCUCUCUCUUUCUCUCUCAUUCCAAAAAAACAUCUCAUACAUCCCAAAAUAACAAUGAAGUUCGAAAUCGAAGACAUAACAGUGUACUUCCCCUACGACAACAUCUACCCAGAACAAUACGCAUACAUGGUUGAACUCAAGCGUGCCCUAGACGCCAAGGGUCACUGUCUCCUCGAAAUGCCGACUGGCACAGGCAAAACCAUCGCACUCCUUUCCCUAAUCACAAGCUACGUUCUCUCCAAACCCCAUUCACCUCUCAAACUCCUCUAUUGCACUCGCACCGUCCACGAGAUGGAGAAAACUCUUGCCGAGCUUCGUCUUCUCCACGAUUACCAGCUUCGUCACCUUGGCCCUGCUGCUAAAAUCCUUGCCCUCGGAUUGUCGUCUCGGAAGAACCUCUGCGUUAAUCAGCGUGUUCUUGCCGCGGAGAAUCGCGAUUCUGUUGAUGCUGGGUGUCGGAAAUUGACGGCCAGUUGGGUGAGAGCUCUUGCUGCGGAGAAUUCUGGGGUUCCUACUUGUGAGUUUUUUGAGCAGUAUGAGCGCGCUGGGUCGUCUGCGGUUUUGCCUCCUGGAGUCUACACGUUGCAGGACUUGAGAGCAUUUGGGAAGGAGAAGGGGUGGUGUCCUUACUUUUUGGCACGGCAUAUGGUACAGUUUGCCAAUGUGGUGGUGUAUAGUUAUCAGUAUUUGCUUGAUCCAAAGGUGGCUAGCAUAAUAUCUAAGGAAAUGCAGAAAGAGUCUGUUGUUGUGUUUGAUGAAGCUCAUAAUAUUGAUAAUGUCUGUAUUGAAGCACUUAGUGUGAGUGUGAGGAGGCAGACUAUUGAAGGUGCUAGAAGGAACCUUAGUAGGAUCCGUCAAGAAAUUGACAAGUUCAAGGCCACUGAUGCAGGUAGACUCCGUGCUGAAUACAAUAGGCUUGUGGAAGGUUUGGCACUAAGAGGAGAUUUGUCAGCUACGGAUGCCUGGCUUGCAAACCCAGCCUUGCCUGAUGAUAUACUAAAGGAGGCUGUGCCUGGAAAUAUUCGCCGGGCUGAGCAUUUUAUUCAUGUUUUACGUAGAUUAGUUCAAUACCUUGAAGGGCGCUUGGACACUGAAAACGUGGAGAAGGAGAGCCCUGUUGGUUUUGUUGCUUCUAUUCUUAACCAUGCUGGAAUUGACCAAAAAACACUAAAGUUUUGUUAUGACCGCCUUCAUUCAUUGAUGAUGACACUGGAAAUUACAGACACAGAUGAGUUCCUUCAUAUCCAAACAAUAUGUGACUUUGCCACACUUGUGGGCACAUAUGGACGUGGUUUUUCCAUUAUAAUUGAACCUUUUGACGAGCGAAUGCCACAUAUUCCUGAUCCUGUAUUACAGCUUUGUUGCCAUGAUGCUUCUCUUGCCAUCAAGCCAGUUUUUGAGCGAUUUCAGUCAGUUGUGAUUACAUCUGGUACCCUAAGCCCAAUAGAUCUGUACCCUCGUCUUCUGAAUUUCAAUCCUGUUGUCAGUCGAAGUUUUACAAUGUCCUUAACAAGAGAUUGCAUAUGCCCUAUGGUACUUACCCGUGGCAGUGAUCAGCUCCCAGUCAGUACAAAAUUUGAUAUGAGAAGUGAUCUGGGUGUAGUAAGGAACUAUGGAAGGCUCUUAUUGGAGAUGGCUUCAGUUGUUCCGGAUGGGAUUGUAUGUUUCUUUGUCAGUUACUCAUAUAUGGAUGGGAUAGUCAAUACCUGGAAUGAAAAUGGAAUUUUAAAGGAAAUAAUGCAGCAUAAACUUGUCUUCAUUGAGACUCAGGAUGUGGUAGAAACUACAUUGGCUCUUGACAACUACCGCAAGGCUUGUGAUUGUGGAAGAGGUGCUAUCUUUUUUUCUGUUGCUAGGGGAAAGGUUGCUGAAGGAAUAGAUUUUGAUCGACAUUAUGGCCGACUAGUAAUCAUGUUUGGUGUUCCUUUUCAAUACACAUUAAGCAAGAUUUUGCUUGCACGCCUAGAAUAUCUGCGGGAUACUUUUCAAAUUAAGGAGGGAGAUUUUCUGACUUUUGAUGCCUUGAGACAAGCUGCUCAGUGUGUGGGCCGCGUAAUCCGCUCAAAGGCCGAUUAUGGGAUGAUGAUUUUUGCAGACAAAAGGUAUAGUCGUCAUGACAAACGUUCGAAAUUACCUGGUUGGAUACUCUCUCAUUUACAUGAUGCCCACCUGAAUUUGAGCACUGACAUGGCUUUGCAUAUAGCACGUGAGUUCCUCAGGAAGAUGGCCCAGCCAUAUGAUAAAACUGGCAGCACUGGCAGGAAAACCCUGUUGUCCCAGGAAGACAUAGAGAAGAUGGUUGAGGGCAGCACGAAUGAUAUGUUGUAUUGAGGCUCCCCUGUGCAUGUGUACAAAUUUUUUAGUAGAACUGGGAUGGCUUUUAUCUGGUUAUUAAUUCCAUAUGCAGUUUUCUUAUGCCAGAUAUAAAGGAGGUGUCAUUUUGAUGUGAAUGGUGUCAUGGAAGCAAUCCAUAAUGACGAGGAAGACACUUUCCUUACGUGG
This is a messenger RNA of Abrus precatorius (Indian licorice), 2658 nucleotides long. RefSeq names its product general transcription and DNA repair factor IIH helicase subunit XPD. The record is from RefSeq and is a predicted model, not a curated record. Gene Ontology annotation, cellular component: nucleus. Gene Ontology annotation, biological process: transcription by RNA polymerase II; nucleotide-excision repair; positive regulation of mitotic recombination. The coding region runs from base 211 to 2487 and encodes 758 amino acids. NCBI's taxonomy places the organism in Eukaryota, Viridiplantae, Streptophyta, Magnoliopsida, Fabales, Fabaceae. Gene Ontology annotation, molecular function: damaged DNA binding; ATP binding; hydrolase activity, acting on acid anhydrides, in phosphorus-containing anhydrides. The transcript is spliced from 12 exons.